UGGAAGGACGAAGCAUAUGCAAAUGUCAUAGCAACCUGCAGCGAUUUUCAUGCCGCGCAGAAUGAGAAGUUCAAGAAUUUUGUUCUUUUUUUGCAGACACCUAACAAUUCAUUUGUAGUUUGUGCACUGCUAAAUACGCUGUAGGCUUAAUCAUGUCGACUGGAAAAGCAAAGCCGGGUGUCCUGAAGGUGCCUGGUGCCCUCCCCGCCGCGGCCAACCGCAGCAAGCUCGCCAGCCAGGCCAGCCAGAGCCGAUUGAUCAACGCCAGCAAAGCGGACCGCAGCCUGACGGUGGGCGUGGCCUCCCGCACAACGCUGACCUCCUCCAGUCGCAAGAGCCAGCUGGCCCUGGAUAGCAAGACAGAGCAACGGUUUGGUGGGAAGAUCAACAGCAUGAUUCAGGUGUUUGAUGAGUCGGGGGCCGACGUCACCCCACAGCCUCUCCUCAUCAUUGAUCCCAAUGCCGUCAAACACAACCAGAGUAAAAUCUUUGGCAGUGGCGGGGACUCCAGCGGCGGCACGCCCACUGACCUGAUGUCGCAGGCAUCCAUCUACCAAACUGGCAAUGCCAGUUUCGCAGGGCCAUUCACAAGAUCAGUGUUUGGAACCAGCAUGACCCAAUCAAGUCGGUCGGCAGAAUCCUUCACCGAUGAUUUCGCUGAGCCUGCUGCUGCUGCUGACAUUGUGACUGGCUUAGGAGACGUGCAAACGGAGAGGCAGAUUGAGAAGGAGGUCUUGACCGAGGAGGACCUGGACAAGGCGGUGAGCAUCCAACUGACGGAGACGGACACCAUCUGGAUGCUUGACCUCCCGGCCAUCUGUCUGUCGGCAGAGAGUGACGAGGCGACCAAGGUCAAGGAGCGCAACGAGAAAUACAAAGAGCUGUGUAAGAGUCGAGAUGGCAAUGACCGGUACGCUGAACGUGGUAUGCAGACAUUCAACGAGCAGCCCAAGAAUAAAGAUGUACAGACGAUGAAGGUCAACCACAACGAUUCAGGCAUCACUGCCACAACUUGGGAUAUGUACGACACAUAUGAAGAAAUCCAAGAUAAAAUAAAAAAAGCGGAAGAGGAUGACAUCAUUCCAGAAGAGGCGUCUGAAGAUCGUCCCCUCAGCACGGCAGCAAGCACCGCCUCCGUGGCAGAGCAGAGGAAACGGGCACCCACCGGUGCAAAAGAUGGUGACAGUAGAGGCAGUCUGAUGGCCAGCUCUGUUGCCGAUUCAGAGACUGACGCCGAGGUCAAGAAAGACGGAACCGUGUCUGCAGAGGGAGGAGUGGUAGUCGCUGACACAGCCAUCCUACAGUCGGACGCUUUGAAGACAGACCUGUUUGUGAUGGAGAGAGUGGUCACUCUCAACAACUUCCAGCCCAAGCAGGCAUCCUACAGAACCCUGCCGAUUCUGCCUGACAUUGACAAGAUCGUUGAGGAGGAACCUGCAGAAGGUAGCUCAACCUCCGGCGCUGUCAACAUCGCCCAGUUGGGCCCCAACCUAGACAGGCUCUGGGCCUACACCUGCAGUCUGACCAAAGGCCGCAACGUCAGCUCCAUGUCCUGGAACAAACUCAACAAAGAUCUUCUGGCUAUUGGGUAUGGUCAGUUUGGCUUCACCGAGCAGAAAGGAGGUCUGGCCUGCUGCUGGUCACUCAAAAACCCAGAGUUCCCAGAAAGAGUUUUUCAUUGCGAGUCGGGAGUGACUGCCAUGGACUUCUCUGCAACGAAUCCAAACCUCCUGGCGAUUGGUAUGUACAAUGGUAUGGUAGCCAUCUAUAAUGUGAGAGGCAGUAACGACACACCGGUGCUGGAUAGCUAUGAGAGUCACGGCAAGCACUCCGCUCCGGUCUGGCAACUGAAGUGGAUCGACAAGGAGAAGGGGGGCUCGUCGGGAGAAGAGAGGGGGGAGCUACUCAUCUCGGUCUCCACAGACGGCAGAGUCACUCAGUGGCAGAUCAGAAAGGGCUUUGAGUGCGCGGACCUGAUGAAGCUCAAGAGGGUGGCCAAGGCUAGCAAGAAGCAGAAAGAAGGCAAGGAGACCAAGAGCGAGGGAUUCAUCUCACGCCAGGCCUCAGGGAUGUGCUUUGACUUCAACCCUAAGGAUCUCAACAUAUAUUUAGCAGGCACAGAGGAGGGGCAUAUUCACAAGUGUUCAUGUUCCUACAAUGAGCAGUACCUGGACAGCUAUUUUGGACACACGGGACCAGUCUACAGAAUUGAGUGGUCUCCAUUCCUGCCCGAUGUAUUCAUUAGCGCCAGUUCUGACUGGAGCAUAAGACUCUGGGUACAAGACCGACAGAAACCAGUGCUGAAUUUCUUCUCCUCAACCAAAGCGGUCAUGGACGUAUCCUGGUCCCCCACGUCGGCUACUGUGUUUGGAUGUGUCAACGAGGGCGCUGUGGAGAUAUGGGAUCUCAGCACAAACAUGUUGGACCCAAUCAUUGUCAACGUUCCAGCGCCUGGUGUCAAACUCUCCUGCCUCAAGUUUGCUCUCAACUCAAACUGCAUCCUAGUGGGUGACAGUGAUGGGCAGGUGUCAGUGUACCAACUGAGGAACAUGCCACCAGUGGAGGACAAUCAGAGAGAGAAAUUGGAGGAUCUGAUCAGACAAACCCUGGACAGUGAACUCACAUCCAAGAGGUGAAACCUACAAAGACGUACUGGAGAGUCCCACCACACUGCAGCCAUCUUUGUCUAGUUCCUUGUGUUCGAUCACAGUCAAGCAUUCCUGCAUUUAAUGCAGCAGACUGGGGUGUAGAUAAUGUUGCUUUUAAGAAACCAGGGUAUUUAGUUCUUUGAAAAGACAGAUCAGCAUCUUAUCUUUGUCUUAAAGAAAUUUUCUUUCGUGAAAUUUACUUAUUUCGCAUUUGAAAUGUCAAUUAGGAAAGAAUUACAAUAACAAUUAUGAAGGAAUGCCUUUAAAAACAAAUUCAAGAUUCUUCCAAGUAUAUUACCGUUUUAAAAUAUUCAAGAACCGUCCUUUUGCACUUGUUAAACGUUUAUGACACUUGACAAAUCUGAAAGUCCGUCCAUGGUUAAAAGUUUGACGGAUUCAAAUAUUUCCUGUAAAAUUUUUUAACAAGAAAAGUGCCUUUGUAUGAAUUGAAAUGUGUGCAUAGAUGUAUAUAAUGUUGGCCAGAUUUUUUUUGGUGUGACUUACUAUCCCCAAGCCAGGGGGAAGUUGUACGGGAAAAAACCCAAAGCUUGCUCGUUAUUGAAAUAAAAAUUUCAAAAAUCAAAAUUAAACUACUUGAGCCUGGUUUUGGGAUAGUAAGUCACAUUUGAACUUUUUAUACAUGUAUUACGAUUGUGCCAUGUACAUUGUAAAAUAUAUGAAUAAAAGAUACAUGUAUCAUGCAUGUGGCAGAAUAUGUGGUGUUAAUGAAA
This is a messenger RNA of Patiria miniata (bat star), 3379 nucleotides long. RefSeq names its product dynein intermediate chain 4, axonemal-like (gene wdr78). The record is from RefSeq and is a predicted model, not a curated record. NCBI's taxonomy places the organism in Eukaryota, Metazoa, Echinodermata, Asteroidea, Valvatida, Asterinidae. Gene Ontology annotation, cellular component: axonemal dynein complex. Gene Ontology annotation, biological process: cilium movement. The transcript is spliced from 23 exons. The coding region runs from base 153 to 2636 and encodes 827 amino acids. Gene Ontology annotation, molecular function: dynein light chain binding; dynein heavy chain binding.